AUGCGCCACAAAUCUACCAAGCGAAGUGCCAUGAGCUCAGAUUUGAAUCUGCGCAAGGAACUCGGGGAGAUCGAGGACUUACCAGAUGAGGCAUCUAAUCUUGGGUCCAUCACUAGAUUGAAAUCGCCUCCAAAUUUCUGUUAUGAUAUGACGUUAAACACUUCUGCCGUAUCUCACAUUUAUGUUAAGUUAAAACACGAAUACACCAAUCAGAUCACAUUCAGAGCUCAAGGUCGGGCAUUCCAAACUGUAACCACCUUACUAGGUGUUGAUAUUAUGGAAGCCCCUAAAAGUGUCUCUCCUCAUACUCCCCUGGAUAGACAUGUUAGGGUUAGGGUUAAAUCACCUGUGCGAUAUAAGUCUCAUGAAAGUUAUGAAAGUGCAUGUGAGUCUGACGGUGAUGUGGGGAAGCGUGUGACUUAUUCCUUGCCACAAAAUCACAGGCGACCAACAUAUGCUGAGGUGGUUUCUAGGAAGAAAAAUUCCCAAUAUUCAGAAAAGGAUCAGAGCUCCUCCAGCAUAAUUAAGUUUUUAAAUAGUACAGUAUCUAAGUUUUCCAAGAAAGGUUCGUCUCAGAUAGCCAAUCACUUAGAACUGUAUGAAUCCACUAUGGAUUCUUUAAAAUUAUACUCUGAUGCUGACCGGAUUAGGUUCCUUCCAUGGGCAUUUGAUGAUAGAUAUCGUCAUUAUUUUACAUCCUUUAAGGAGAGAGGAGUACUAGAUUGGCCAAGUGUUUUGCAUGAGGUUAAAUUGGAAUUCGGUCCAUACCGAACCACUACUGCUGCAAAACGGGACAUAUAUAGCCUUACGUGUAGACCCAAUCAGAGUCCCCGUGAAUUCCUCUCUGUCCUCAAAAAUGCCUAUGGAUUGGCAUAUAGAUCCCCAAAUUGGGAAUCUGAAGAAUUCAAGCAGUUAUUCUAUGAUGCUAUGCCAACCCAGAUCAAACUUAACUUAGCUAGAGAUCUGGAUAUUGAUGCUCCCUUGGAUAGGUUGGUGACGGCUGCCACCACGCUGUAUAAUAUCAGUGAGUGCCAUGCAACAGGUGAGAAAAGGUUUAAAAAUUCCCCAGAGAAAAAGGUAGCUGAAGCUAAGGUAAACCCUAACUUGGGAUUUGAAAGCCAGCCACGAAGAUUCCCUCAAUCUACAGGACCUUCUCAACAAGCCCAGCAACAACAGGUAGGACCGCCCAAACAGACCAAACCCCUAAAUAAUAAUGGAUCAGAGGGGAAUAAUUCAGGUAAUGGGAAGUCUAACUACCGUCCCUAUUACAAUUACGGUCCCCAGGGAUAUAGGCCCUAUAACACUAGAAGUUACCAGGGUUAUAGACGAUAA
Molecule: messenger RNA, 1332 nt
Organism: Bufo gargarizans (Asiatic toad)
Lineage: Eukaryota; Metazoa; Chordata; Amphibia; Anura; Bufonidae
Exons: 4
Coding region: 1-1332 (443 amino acids)
Biological process (GO): cellular response to starvation; autophagosome assembly; mitophagy
Cellular component (GO): mitochondria-associated endoplasmic reticulum membrane contact site; extrinsic component of phagophore assembly site membrane; phosphatidylinositol 3-kinase complex, class III
Source: RefSeq, a predicted model, not a curated record